This is a messenger RNA of Acipenser ruthenus (sterlet), 1854 nucleotides long. RefSeq names its product ubiquitin-like-conjugating enzyme ATG10. Gene Ontology annotation, cellular component: intracellular anatomical structure. The coding region runs from base 318 to 1016 and encodes 232 amino acids. Gene Ontology annotation, molecular function: Atg12 transferase activity. Lineage: Eukaryota; Metazoa; Chordata; Actinopteri; Acipenseriformes; Acipenseridae. Gene Ontology annotation, biological process: macroautophagy; protein lipidation; protein modification by small protein conjugation. The transcript has 7 exons. The record is from RefSeq and is a predicted model, not a curated record.
AGUCAAAUCAAUGUGAACUUACGUUGUUGCAGAUGCCCUUAAGCCGACACAGACACGUUUUACGGUGACUGGGGAGAAACCUGUGCAAGCGUGCCUCCCCUACUCAUUUACUGCGUUCGAGAAACCUUCCAAGUCUACAGUAAUUCCCCAGUAAGGGCGACUUGAAACCGACCUGCUGAAUAGCAUUUGCUCUUCUCUCAACUCCCCUCUGCAGGAGCGGUGUCCCGGAAGUUAAGAAUGUGCCGAAUGUUUUGUCAACCGAAAGUUCUACUAUUCCUAUUUACCUGCAGCUGCUGGCAGUGACCUGAUUUAUCCAGAUGUCUCGUGACUGGGGUAGUGCUGAAGAUGUCUGCUUGGGAGAGCAGACAUUCCGGCUGUACUGUGAGGAGUUUAUUCAGCACUCCCGGUCUAUCAACGAUGAAUGGGACUGGGAACACAGUCAAGGGUCUGAGGAUGGUUACAUGAAGAAAAUACUUUUGAAAGCAGCAAAUGGCAGCGCUCCCCCAGCUUGGGACGACCAGAGGAAUGUGCAGGGUGAGAACAGUGAGCUGGAACUUGAAGCCCAGCACAGAGUGUAUGAAGAGUUGGAGGACCCUGGUGCAGGCUGCAGCAUCACUACUGGUCCUGAAGUGACUCGUUACGAGUACCAUGUAGUCUACUCCAGCAGCUAUCAAUCACCGGUGCUUUACUUCAGAGCUUGCAAGUUAGACGGCAGGCCCUUAUCUCUAGAGGAAAUCUGGGAAAGUGUUCAUGAUAACUACAAGGAUCGUUUAUUGCAAGGACCUUGGGACACCAUCACCCAGCAGGAGCACCCACUGCUCGGACAGCCGUUCUUCAUUCUCCAUCCCUGCCGAACUCAUGAAUUUAUGACCCCCAUAAUCCAGGCUGCCAAAGAAGAGAACAGGCACUUGAAUGUCAUUACAGCCUGGUUAAGCAUGGUGGGACCUGUUGUAGGACUAGCUCUGCCAAUCAGCUACGCUACAGCAGCCUCUAAACACAAAACAGCUCGUGAUUAAAGAACAAGGAGCUCAUUACCUGCAUUCUUGAAUUCAGAAUUAAGGAACGCUAUUAAAAUGGUGCCUUAUGUUCGGCAUUUCUUUUGUAUCUAAAUAGUUGAGUAAAUGUUUAUCAAAGAACAGAAAAAGACAACUGGAUUUAAAUGUCAAAUCUUCCAUGGAAACUAGAAUACGAAUAGAAUACGAAUGCUGAAUCUCCUCAUUCAAGACUGAAUUGGGGACCAUCUCCUAAUAAUGCUUUUUAUUUUCACUUCAAAUGAAAAUGCAAGAGUUUAAAGGGGAAAUGUGUCUAAAGCCCUUAACAGAACUUCCCUCAAUGUUUGACUGUAAUUUUAGGUCGACGUCAAUCAGGCAAUGGAGGAUUCUGAAUGGGAAGCAAGUUCUCCAGCAGCAUGCUGCAUGAGCUUCUGAAGAGCACAGCCACCAAGAGGCUAGUGAUGGAACACCUUUUCAUUACAAUGACGAAUACAAGUGCUGUAUAUAGUAUACAAGUGCUGUAUAUGAUGUAUAGUUGUGUACGUUUUACCACUAUGGCACACGUUGGAUGGUUGACUGCAUUGCACUUAUCAAUAGACUCACAAUUUAAGAUCCUGAAUUGAGCUGUGCAGGUGGGUAGACCAAUUCCUUGAGUGCUGUGUAUACUGUGCGUGUCAACUUAUGAACAACAGUGUAGACCGAGUGUAUCAGUCUGGUCUUCCUGUCCAUCAGCCGAAUCGCACAGGGUGCACCCGAACCCCCCACUCCCCAGAGCACUGCUAUUGGAUAUUUCAUUGUACUCAGUUUUGUGUUUUAAUUAUGUGUCAUGAUGCCAGUUUUAUAGGUAAAGAUCUUUGUUAAA